Trametes versicolor FP-101664 SS1 is the source of this 2850-nucleotide messenger RNA. RefSeq lists its product as uncharacterized. NCBI's taxonomy places the organism in Eukaryota, Fungi, Basidiomycota, Agaricomycetes, Polyporales, Polyporaceae. The coding region runs from base 1 to 2850 and encodes 949 amino acids. The record is from RefSeq and is a predicted model, not a curated record. The transcript has 11 exons.
AUGGCUCCACGCGGUCGUUCAUCUUCCACCGCUGAUGAAGUGGUGCCUAAGAAGCGCGGUGCAAAGUCGAAAUCGAGAGUCGACACUAACGAUGACAGUAAAACACCAAGCAGUGUACCUUCUUCGUCUGUAGGCCUUUCAAAGGGUUCUACGCGUAAAGUAGAGGCGAAACCUGAAAGCAAGUCUGCAAAGGCUUCCGACAAAGCGACCUCUUCAAAGCAAUCCCCGAAGCCAGUCGCUAAAGCACGUCGCGGAAUCUCCAAGUCCAUCUCUAUGUCGAAGUCCAAGUCCAGGUUGACUGCGACUUCGCGAAAGGGUAAGGAGCGCGCGAAACGAAUCGAAUGGAGAAACCCUGGGUACGACAAGCCUCGGCAGCUCUUGCAAUACCGCGACACUGGCUAUAAGGCGUUACCGGAGGGCAGGGAACGUGCCAAGUACGCUAAGCGCGUCUCCCGCCGGAUCCUGGAACUGUUCGACUUCGAAGAUCGCACGGACGAGGAAGUGCAGCAGGCUGUUGCGAAUUGGUUUCAUAACCGCAAGAAUGAAGUAUUCGACGGCGUACACAGACUCAGUAUCGACAAAGAGGAGCUGCCGGACUCCGGACAGGACGACGACGACGACGAAGACGACGACGACGACGACGAUGACGAUGACGACGACGACGACGACGAGGAGCAGGAGGAGCACUCUUUGGACAAAGAGGCGAAACACGACAACAACGGCGAGGGGAACAGCGACAAUGAGGACGAUGACCAAGUCGACAUCGUACGCACCGACCACCACACCAACCGCGAGAACGUCAGCGACAACGCACCCACCCAGAACUACGACAAAUGGGAGAACGUCAGUGUUGAGAAGCGUAAAGAGCUCAACACCGUUGUACACGCCGAUGACGACGUCGUCGUCGAGGUAGGCGAGGGCGACAACAUGGAUCUCGACGUUAGCCAGAACGGAAACGACUUGUCAUCGCAUCAAGAGAUCAACGACGACGUGGACCAACCGAAUGCCCAAUGUUUUGAGAAUCAAUCCCGAAUUGACGAUCUGAUCUACGAGCGGCUCUCCCGUCUUUGCGGUUUCAAAUCCGACGGCGUCGGCAAGAUCCUCAUACAGUGCAUAGGUCAGACCAGAAAAGCGGACCAAUCGUACAUGCAUUUCGGAGGUGGCAGCUCCGAUGAGGAGCGCCUUCGAUGGCGCCAGUUUGUGUAUGAAGCAUUACCGCUCAACCCAAUAAAGCGAUAUGACCGAUUGUUGUAUACCGAGGACAACUGUCCAGUUUUGCCGGAGUGGGAGGAUGACUGGACCAGGGUCACCGGUGCGAACGUGUUAGAGGCCUUCAUGAGGGCGUUGUGGGACUUCUACCAUCUUGGUUACCCCCCCUGCGAGCUGGAUUUCGAAGCCGUGGCAGCAGCACCUGCGCGUUUUCUUCCACCUUCGUGGCGUUCGAAGGGCAUUCGCGAUCCGACAAGAAUGAACAUGUCGGAAGUCGUUUCCCUCCACCGCGCGAUGUACGACGCUCAGUACACCAACAACCCCUUUCAUUUCAUGGAAAGCGAUGAUGAAGAUCAAGAGGACGAUACAGCCAGUGAAGUCAGCAACUCCUCCGUCCUCGAACGACCGACAAAGCCAUCUGGCGCUACGCUUCGCGAAGGAUCUGUGCGCGACGACUCCCCACCAAAUGAUCAGCAAAGCGACUCUGUCCCACACGGCCUUCCGCAACAGGAAACUGCAAUGCGUUACCAACGUGGGGGUGAGGUUGUUGCGCCGGUGGAGCCACAGAGCCAUAUCCCUUCAGGACUCCCCGAUGUCACCGAUUCGAACGACUAUCCGAGCAAUGUUCAACUCCGGGCGCAAUUCGCAUACAAGGACACUCCCAGCGAUGCUGCACCAUCUGACAUUUCCAGACACGAUGCAGAGGUAGUGGAUCGACGCUCACAGCACGACAUCUUUGCCGAAGAGAAGUCAUACGACGGUUCAAAGCAGCAGGGAAAUCGCGUGUUCGACCAACGGCAUGAAGGUUUCGGCUCGGUUAUGGAUCGCGAACUUUUUGACCCGCACACGCGUUCACUGCAGGGCGAUUAUACGUUUGUGAAGUCAUCCAAUAUUCUUCCGUACCAUAUUGACGUUCUGCAACACUACAGAAGUGCAUCGCCACAGCCAAAUGUUGAUCGUGCAAGGCCCUACUCGCGCAGCGAUGAAGACGUUCGCAUCGACGCACGCGACAAUGUCAAGGACGGUGCAGAUGAAGGUCGCGUGCAAGACGCUCGGCCGGUUGAUGACCAUUUGUUCGAACUGUCUCCUGGCAACGCUAUACAGCAAGAAUUCUUUGCGCAAGAUGGCCCGUCUCACGGUUCUCGCCGCAGUCGCAGUGCUGUACCGGAAGAACUGCUGAUUUCUCUCACUACUCGUCCAUCAACUUCACUGAAUGUGUCUGGUAUCGCCGGCGACUAUAGAGUCGCAACGGAGACUGUAGGCUCUUACGACACCGCUGGCGGCGGAUCUUCGAGGAUACUAUGCGGCGCGUCUGAUAAGCAGUCUCAGAUCAACGCCAGUUCUCCCGCAGUGAACGACAAAGCAAAUGAGGGGACGUUGUUCGCAGGCACGGCGUCUGGUGGGAAGCGCAAGGAAGCUGCUGAAGACGAUGAAGAUCGCGUUGUCAAGAAGAAGCGUGUAAGGAAGACAGACAGUUCUUAUAUCCCGCCGUCUCAAGACGCCACUUUCGCAGAGCAUCUCAUUGGUAGGGACGAACACCUUGAUAAUGGGAGCGUUGCUAAUGAUAAUCGGCCAGACGCUGCAUCUCCCGCUAUAGGAGAUCUGAAUGCCAACGCUGCGGAUAAGACGCCAGACAUCUAA